Pantherophis guttatus is the source of this 4699-nucleotide messenger RNA. RefSeq names its product mediator of DNA damage checkpoint 1 (gene MDC1). Gene Ontology annotation, molecular function: protein binding. The record is from RefSeq and is a predicted model, not a curated record. NCBI's taxonomy places the organism in Eukaryota, Metazoa, Chordata, Lepidosauria, Squamata, Colubridae. Gene Ontology annotation, cellular component: nucleus.
GAGUAGACGAAUGAAAACUCUUCCUGCCGAGAGUGGGGUGGCGCGCCCAGAAAGAGCGAUCGUCCUCCUUCGCUUUUUAGGGUGCCCGGAGGAGGGGUGCAAGGAAGGAUGGAACAAACUCAGUUGCUGGAGUGGGAUGGAGAAGGCGACUCCACGGAUGGGUCUGAUGCUGCUGCAAGGGAGACCCCUAAGGCGGUGGGGCGCCUGCAUCUGCUGAGCAGCAAGUACGGCCCUGAGAAAGAUUUCUGGAUCUACCCUGGCGAGAACACCAUUGGUCGCUUGGAAAGCUGUCAUGUCUGCUUGCCUGCUAAUUCUGUUUCCAAAACGCACGCGGUGAUCGAGGUGCCCUCCUCCCACGGGCCCCACCUUUUGUAUGAUCAGGGCAGCUUGAACCGGACUCGGCGCCAGAGGAUGAACUUGGUCCCGCAGGUCCGGUACAGCCUCCAGGAUGGGGACACCUUGCUCUUUGGGGACGUGGGAUGCCAGUACUUCAUCCUGGUCCCGGAUACCGAUUAUGACUCCCACGACGACUCCAUGGCGGUGCCGCCGACCCAGGGAAGAGUGGAGGCCAGUGCGCUGGCCAUUGAGGAAACGCCUGCGCCGGGCAGGAGAAUAGGCUUUGGGCAAGUUUUGGUCCAGGAUUCUGACAAGGAAGAGGAAGGGGAGGAAGUGAUGAAUGGGACAGGAAGCUACCUGCACCACACAUCAAAAGAUGAGUCCGAUUGCUCUAACAAAAAUGGCUCAGGAGAAGGACAAGCGAGUUUGGCUUCCUUUGGUGUCUCCUCUCCUUCAGCUACUGUGGUGCCUGAAAGUGAUGAUGAAACUGGAGACCCUUCGGUUGAUGGCCCACUCUGCCCUGCUCUGCGCCUUUCCUUUGAGAGCCAGGAGGCUGAGCGGAGCCCCGCAGAGAAUGGUGGUAGUCCUUCCUCCAACAGAGAAGACCGUGGAGAAUCCACAGCUGCAGAACAUGGCCUGGUGGAAGGCUUUCGUUUGGACAGCGAUACAGAUGUAGAGGAUGAAAACCAAAUGGGUGGCAUCUCUGAAGCGCCAGCAUCAUUAGACCCGGAAAAAAGGGAUAGGGGCCCAGAAGUGGACCCUGACACUGAUCUGAAUGAGUCUUCAGUGGUGGCUCCAGUUGUCCGUUGUCCCCAAACCUCAAUGGAGCUGGGCAGUGAUACGGAUGCGGAGGAGACCGUGGAAAGCCCAGCUGUCUUCAGAUUAAAGCUCCCCUCUACUUCUAUGGAAAAAGAAGAGGAUGACACCGAUGUGGAAGCAGAAGUGGAAAAUCCAAGCGUUGUUUGUCCAGGAAAACAUGAGCCUGUUCCCCCAAAAGAAGGUGACUGCAAACAGUUGGAAGACAAUGUAGACAACGUCCAACUUGGCGGGAAAAAGGAUGAGGACACAGAUGUGGAGGAAGAUUUGGAUAAUCCAGAAAGCAGUGUGAAUGCCCUGCCUCCCACUGCCCAUGAAGAUGUUGACACAGAUGUAGAAGAUUCAUCUGUCAAGGGAAAGACUCUAAGUAGGACCAAGAAUCGUGUAGUUGGUGGACACAGUGACAGUGAAGAUGUUGACACUGAUGUGGAAGAUUCAUCUGCCAAAGGAAAGACUCUAAGUAGGACCAAGAACCGUGUAGUUGGUGGACACAGUGACAGUGAAGAUGUUGACACAGAUGUGGAAGACUCAUCUGCCAAGGGAAAGACUCUAAGUAGGACCAAGAACCGUGUAGUUGGUGGACACAGUAAUGGUGAUGAUACCAAGGAGGAAGCGAUUAAACCCCAGCUGGAGAACUCAGAAGAUACUUCUCCUCAGAGGACCUGUUCUUCAAGUGGUAAGGAGAGCAGCACAGACAUGAAAGAUGUUCCCCUCAAGAGGAUUAUACCAGCAGGUCAUAGUGUCGGUGAGAGACACGGUGAUGUGGUUGGGUUGACAAAAAAUCCUAAUGUUGAACUCGAGAUGAGUUAUGCAGUUGGUGACCAAUCUCCUAGGGACUUCGACAAGAAGGAGAUCUCGUCAAAUGCUAUGCAACACAACCUUCCCAUGCUCCUUCUAGGUAGUGAUACAGAUGGGGAAGAGGAGGCAGGUAAUCCAGAUGUGGAAUCAAUGAAGAGCCAACACAUCUCCGGUGCAGAGCCCAGCAAAGGAAGUAGAGUGAGCCGUUUGGGGGAUCCGGAUAUUGGAUCUCUGGAAAAACCUUCACCUGGACAAGACAAGGACAGUGAUACUGAUGCGGAAGUGACAUCCAUGGGUCGUGAUAAAUCCACGGCUCAAGACAGCGAUACAGACGCGGAAGACGUUGCUCCAUCUUUACUAAGAAAGCCCCUAGAAGAGAAAAGCGCUCAGAUAAUAAUCCCAGGGAGAUCCCAGGCGGGAGGAGAACACUCUUCCACAGUGGGAAUUGGAGUGUCCUUCAAAUCUCGUGAAGACAACGAAGAUAAGGAUGCAGAGAGAGAGGAAUCCUAUUCAGCAGACGAGAGCAAUACCGAUGAUGAGCUUGAUGUGUCCUUGCAAGCUACACAGUGUUACCUGCCGACUGCAACCAUACCAUCUGGACCUGAAAAAGCUGGCGGUAUCCCAGCUACAGUAUCUGAUUCCGAUUGUGCUCUAGAAGAGGAGCCCACUCAGGCAUUUGACUUCAGUCCACCCUUUUUACCCACCAAACGUCAAUUCAGGAAUGUGACCAGCUCACCUUUGAAAGACAACAGUUCUGACCAGGAAGAUGACAUGCUGGAAGCUACCCAGCCAUAUUGUGAGGAGCCCCAGCAAGUCUCAGCAGAGCCCUGCGACAAAAAGAAGCUGGAUCCAGAACGGAUUGUCCAGAACCAACCCGAAGGGGACAAAUGUUUUGAGCAGGUGCCUCAACCUGACUUCCCAGCUGCAACCUCUCCAGGAAAAGAAAGCACCUCCAGUCUUUCAGGAGACAACCCUCCGCCUCAGGCUGUGGAGUUGCCUGCUAUGCAGUCCCCCUUGCAGACAUCAGAGGGCGCCCCUGAAGAGGAAACUCAGCCUCUCGGUUCUGUGCAAAUUCCCCUUGUGGUCAGCAAGGGGUCCUUCACUUCACAGGAAGAGAAGAGGGAGGAGGUCCCGGAAAGUGGAAGCCCUUCUUCAGAGGUGGUGGUGCCAAGACAGAGUGAGGCAACUCCUGUGGAUGACCGAGUGGAAGAAAACUCGGAAUUAGUAAGAAAAACAAAGAACUCUAAGAAGGUGUUGGUGCCAGCCCAGGAGGAUCCAGCUUCAGCAACAACCCCUGCCCGUGAGUUGCGGCGCAGUCUACGAUCUUCAACCACUUCCGCUUCACCCACUCCGGUCCCAGAAAGACGAAGCCUCCGCUGUCACGGAUCUGGGGCCGUGGUUGCAUCCAGCACCCCGGCUGCCCCAGAGAGCAGGCGUAGGGGGCUGCGGCAGCUCAGCAACGCAAGUCAGCAAAUGAGGGAAGUGAAGGAGAGGCCAGAACAGCCCGGAGAAGAGGGGCCCAGGAAGAAGGCCAGGAAUGGAGACCUGAACGCUGCUCCUGUCCCUCAAGGUCGAACGAGGGGCACCCAGAGGGCAUCCAGGGCUGCCAGCAAAGUUACAGAAGUAGCAAAAGCCAUCUCUGGCAGCAGCCCUGGGGCCAGGGAACCCACAAAACGGGUCCGGAGGGCUCCGGCUCCCAACCCUAGGCUAGAAGGGCAGACGGAGCAUCCAAGGACUCGGGCCAGCAAGCAUUCCAGCAGCAGCAGCAGCACUUCCGUGAGCACCCCAAGCCCAAAGGAUUCUGGGAAAGGUGCCAAGCUUGGGCAGGAACUCGUCUUCACUCCAUCUUCAGGAAGGAGGUUGCGGCGUCACAGCCCAGAGAGCAAAGCGACAAGUCAAAAGGCUUCAUCAGGCAGUCGCACCCGGCGCACCACUGGAUCUGGCAGCCCUGCCCCCAAGGUGCUGUUCACAGGUGUGAUUGAUGAGGAAGGAGAGCGUAUAGUGGCCGAGUUGGGGGGUACUCUGGCAGAAUCUGUCUUUGACUGCACUCAUCUUGUGACAGACCGCGUACGUCGCACUGUCAAGUUCUUGUGUGCCCUGGCUCGGGGAAUCCCCAUUGUGACACUUGAUUGGCUGGAGAAGAGCAGACGGAAUGCUUUUUUCCUGGCCCCAAACAACUUCCUCGUUCGGGACCCUGAGCAGGAGGAGAAUUUGCGGUUCAGCCUCUCCAACUCGCUGCAGAAAGCACAGCAGAAAGGAGCCUUGUUCCAGGGCUACGAGAUCCAUGUCACUCCUAACGUGAAGCCAGAACCAGAACACAUGAAAGACAUUGUUAAAUGCAGCGGUGGGACCUUAUUACCAAGAAUGCCGCGGGCCUUUAAGGAGAAGCGUAUUGUAGUGUCGUGCCCCGAGGACCUGUCGCGCUGCAAACCAGCUCAGGAGGCCAGAGUCCCCAUCACCAACGCGGAGUUCAUCCUGACUGGUAUUCUGCAGCAGACGGUGGACUUGGAGGCUCACCGCCUGCAUGGAAGUGUGGGUCUAUCUCCUGCUUCCAGCCCCCUCGUUCCCUCUACCAGAACCAGCAAGAGGCGGGCAGCCACACAGACGGCACCAGCUCCACCCAGCACAGCCAAGAGACGACGCUGAUUCCCCCCCGAAGGGCAGCACUGCCUUAAAAUUGUACAUAUGGGAUUUUGUUUUUGUUUUUUUAUUAUUAUUUUCAGCUGCCAAUAAACGGGGUAUGAAAAGA